AGGCUGCUGAUUGGCUGAGGCAGGUCCCACCUCCUGCCAUCCUGAGGGUGAGGGGCAGAGGGAAGGGUCUUUGAUGGGCAGUGAGAGGAACCAGGCUGCCGGAGCCAACCCAGGGCUGCCCCUUCCUGGCCCAGUCAGAGCCCUUGGGCUUGAGAAACACUGUCUUUCGUGGAGGGGCAUUGGCCUCACUCUUUCUUGGCUUCCAGCACCCAGGGAGGCUGCAGAUGGCAGAAUCUGUGGGGACAGCAGCUGCGACUGAGUCCACGGGCUGACGCUGAGCUGCUUAGGCCGAGGCGGUGCGGUCAGUCCAGAGCUCCCGGAACAGGCAUCUGCAGGGCUUGAGCCAAGGCCACCGCGAUGCCACACUUCCUGGACUGGUUCGUGCCUGUUUACCUGGUCAUCUCUGUCCUCAUCCUGGUGGGCUUCGGUGCCUGCAUCUACUACUUCGAGCCCGGCUUGCAGGAGGCACACAAGUGGCGCAUGCAGCGCCCCCUGGUGGACCGUGACCUCCGCAAGACGCUGAUGGUCCGCGACAACCUGGCCUUUGGGAGCCCCGAGGUCUGAAUUGACAGUGGUUGAGGGGGCAGGCACCGGGCUCCCUCUCCAUCCCCGCCCAGCCAGGAGGUCCAGGGGCAGAGGGAGGACGACCCCUCGUCCUCCACUCCAUCCGUCUGCAGCCUGAGUCCUCCCAGGAAGAGGUGAUCCGGGAGGACCCUGGCUGCGGAGAGAUGGGGCACCCGGGUGCCUUGAGGUGUGGCUGCUGAUGGCCCAGGGCUUGCUAUCCCUGUCAAGCCAGUUCACCCCACACCUGUCCUCCCCAGCUCUGGAGACACCCCCAAUGGCCCCAGUGCCUUUGUCCUCCUAGCACACCUGCCUCUCCCCCUGGAGUCACGGGCAGCUGCCCCGGCCUGUCCUGAGUCUCCAGAUCUCCCACUUCCCUGUCGGAUCCUCAGUUACACUCGGCUCCCCACUCCAGCCAAUGACACCGACCCUGCAGCUUCAUGUGGUGGGCUUCAACGCUGACCCAAGGAAAGGGCCCUCUUUGGAGGAAUGUCAGCUUAGUCCAGCCCAGCCCUACCACUCUGGACCCAGGUGUGGCAUUGGUGAGUGUGUGCGAGGAGUUUGCAAGGGGCAAGGCAAUAGAGGAAGAAGUGUGUGUGUGAUAGACUUUGGGGACAUUGGCAGACAGGGAGAGGGGAGGAGAUGCAUAUAUGUCUGAGAGGAAGAGUGGGGGCUCCGGGUCGGAUGGGAGGUGGUGGAGACGGGGUGCGUGUUCUGGGCUGUGUGGGGGCCACCAGCAGCAAUUCCCACCCCCCCUCCCUCUGCUGGACUUCCCUAUCCCUCCCCUUUCCCAAGGCUGUUGCAGUUGGCAGGAGCCCCUGCCCUCCCCUCCUGGUCCCUACUGCACCUCCAGGGACAAUCUCAGUUUCCCACCGAGCCAGGCCCCCUGGGCCCCCAACCCCACCCUGGAGCCCUCCUCCUCAGUCGAGCACCACCACCUCCUUUUGGGCAUAGCUUGGCAACCUGCCUCACUCUCCUCUGGGGCUUCCAUCUUAAUUUACUGCAGUAAUAAAGACUUCAUGAGUACCUUUGCAGGACUACCUCCUUUCCUAAAAUUAAGAUUGUGUCUGUCACCUCACUGGGUCCUCAUAAAAAACGUGAUAGCUCAAUAUUCCCCAUUUUAGGGAUGGGAACACAGAAUCUCCAGGUGGGUAGAGUGGAUCCUCAGCAGUGGCACUGUUGCUCAUCCUUCACUGUGGGAGGCUGUCUUUUGCAUUGCUGAAUGCUGAGCAUCUCUGGGCUCUACCCACUGGAAACCAGUAGCAUGCAUCCCCUUUCCCCCAAAAUGCUAACUGGAAUCCUUGGAGUUGAGAACCAGUCAGGAUAUAAAUUCAGGCACAGAGAAGCAAAAACAAUAGGGCCUUAAACCAAAGAG
This is a messenger RNA of Camelus dromedarius (Arabian camel), 1936 nucleotides long. RefSeq names its product small integral membrane protein 45 (gene SMIM45). The record is from RefSeq and is a predicted model, not a curated record. The coding region runs from base 358 to 564 and encodes 68 amino acids. The transcript has 2 exons. NCBI's taxonomy places the organism in Eukaryota, Metazoa, Chordata, Mammalia, Artiodactyla, Camelidae.